This is a messenger RNA of Cylindrotheca closterium, 981 nucleotides long. The record is from the annotation of a GenBank genome assembly. Lineage: Eukaryota; Bacillariophyta; Bacillariophyceae; Bacillariales; Bacillariaceae.
AUGCUAUCAUCUCGACGCUUGCUGACCCAAAGGGCUUCUUCACGGCGAUGCAUUGAACGCUCUACGACGAAGCGAAUAAAGUCGACCGCUUCGGCUGGAACUAUGCAUCAGACGGCAGACCGUCCAACAAACACGCAACUGUGGCGGGUCUUUCGAAAUGCUGCAGUCCCAAUGAUUGGAUUUGGAUUCACAGAUCAGACUGUCAUGCUGCAAGCGGGUAACGCAAUUGAUUGUACCCUAGGAGUCACUUUUGGUCUCAGCACAUUGACUGCUGCUGCAUUUGGACAAAUCGUUUCGGACGCUUCUGGUGUCUUGUUUGGAGGAACAGUGGAAAGAAUGGCCAAAAUGGCAGGUUUGUCACCCGCCAAUUUAACGGCAGCACAGAGAGCACUGCCGAUUGUUGGGCAAGCUCGAUUGAUGGGAAAUCUCGCAGGGAUCGUUUUGGGAUGCAUAUUGGGGCUGGUCAAUCUACUCUUUAUCGAUACUGGUCGAUCUUCGACUUUAAAGUUGCAAGCAUUCAACGAGGAACAGCAAUUUGAGUUUGAAGUGGAAGCUUCGAACGCCAUUCGAAAUGAUGCGACGGUAUUGACGGUUCAUGGGCCUGAUGUUGAUGGUUUAUUGGCAUCCAUGACAGCUGCACUAUCAGCAGGUGGCUGCUCCAUUGUCGAGAUUCAGGCAAAGCGAAAAGAUAAGACCGAUGACACUGAGAAGACUGCGAUUACAGAUACUUUCCAUGUUGUCGACAAGGCAACUGGCGAACAAUUUGACGACGACGACAUGGAAGCGUUGGCUCAAGCAUUGUUGGAUUCGACACGAACACCAAUGAAUUUGAACAGCGUAAAAGCAGCCAUGAAUGAAUUGGAAACUUCGAAUGCCGUCUUGAGGUCGAGAGUAAAGAAGCUUGAGGGCGUCAUUCAUGACAGACAGAUAACACUGGUCUCGUCAACCGGUGCAGAGCGACACCCCGUUUCAAUGGACUAG